Oppiella nova is the source of this 510-nucleotide messenger RNA. Lineage: Eukaryota; Metazoa; Arthropoda; Arachnida; Sarcoptiformes; Oppiidae. The record is from the annotation of a GenBank genome assembly.
AUGAAUAUAAUUGUUGCAAAUAUUUUUGCACUACUUUUGUGCCUAAAUUACGCCAAAACCGAUGAUAACCUUAUUAUCACAGUUCGCACCAAAAACGGGUUAAUCAACGGCCGCACCGACACUUUCGACGGCAAACACUAUAACCAGUUUUUAGGCAUUCCUUAUGCCGAACCGCCUACCGGUGACUUACGCUUCAAAAAGCCGGUGCCUAUCAAACCUUGGUCUGAGCACCUGGAGGUCAGCCAAUGGCCGGCGCCCUGUUAUCAAAGCUAUUCAAAAAAUUUCCGAAAUACAAACUUCAGCGAAGACUGUCUAUAUUUGAAUGUAUGGGCGCCGGUAGAUACAAAUGCUGAGGUUGUGGACAGGGAUCAGCCUAAAGCUGUCAUGGUUUGGAUACAUGGAGGAGCUCUCAUAGUAGGCUCGACUGUCGAAAACUACUAUAGCGGACAUGUAUUGGCCACUAAAGGGGAUGUAGUGGUCGUAACCAUCGGUUAUAGGAACUGUACUUAA